UUGUUUUAAAAAUGAUUUUAUUUUUCUACUAUCGCAUAGAGCAUAAGAUUGCUGCUACAUGUUAAUAUACUAAAAUCCUGAAACCCUAAUAAUCUGAGAACAACCAUGUUUCGCUAUUUGUCUUCUUCAAUCUUCCAUGCCCCUCGAUCUUUUCUCGCUGCAUCCAAAUCUUCACUUUCAUCUCAUCUCGGAUAUGUUAGAGGAUUUUCAAGUGCAAGUAGGGGUUUGAAUGGGUUGAAUCAAAGCGAAAAUGUGAAUGCAAAUCCAAGUGCUCGUCCAAAUUUUAUGCAGGAUAGAGAGAAUAUUAACUCCAAAAGUGAGAACAAUGCUGAGAGUGGUGGGAGUUUCAGGCAUAUGGACUUUGUGAGAGGAGUUGUAGACGAAGAUACAAGGGGUCUUAUGGGGGGUUUUAUGGGGGGUUCAUACAAUCAAUAUCUUUAUGAGCAUGAUGCUGAUUAUGUUCAUAUAAAGAUGCUGCGUAACAAUACCUUUGUUACAGUGACCGAUGCUAAAGGAAAUGUAAAACUUAGCGGGUCUGCUGGUUCCUUGAAAGACAUGAAAUCGGGACAAAAGCUCUCUAGGUAUGCUGCGGAAGCAACUGCGGAAGUGGUUGGACGACGAGCUAGAAGUUUGGGGUUGAAGUCUGUUGUAAUGAAAGUGAAUGGAUUUACUCAUUUUCGGAGGAAAAGGCAAGCAAUAUUAAGCUGGAGGGAAGGAUUUACUGAUUCUCGAGGGGAUAAAAAUCCAAUUGUAUACAUUGAAGAUACAACUCGUCGUCCCCAUAACGGCUGCAGACUGCCAAAGAGUCGACGUAUCUAGUUAUUUUUAUUGAGAUGGUUGAAGAAUCGUUAUUUGACUUUGGAUGAUGACAUAGUUUAGGUGCAGAUUUUGGCAUAUGCUGUUUAUUUUCCUCCUGUUGAGCAUAUUUUCAUUAUGACUUUGUUUCAUACCUGUAUGCCUACAUUUUGUACAAUAAUAACCAGAAUUUUUGUAGCAGGGUCUACUGAAAGGCUAUGUAUUUUCAUUUUGAAGGUUUGGGGAUCAAAUUAUCAUUUCCAAGGAAAGGAUGUAGUAAAUUCCUCCUCAAAUAGUCAAAUUUCAAUUCCUUCUUCCAUCAAAUUAAAACCUGAAUUGUAUUU
Molecule: messenger RNA, 1139 nt
Organism: Cicer arietinum (chickpea)
Lineage: Eukaryota; Viridiplantae; Streptophyta; Magnoliopsida; Fabales; Fabaceae
Product: small ribosomal subunit protein uS11m
Biological process (GO): translation
Cellular component (GO): ribosome
Molecular function (GO): structural constituent of ribosome
Source: RefSeq, a predicted model, not a curated record